Molecule: messenger RNA, 1266 nt
Organism: Schistosoma guineensis
Lineage: Eukaryota; Metazoa; Platyhelminthes; Trematoda; Strigeidida; Schistosomatidae
Source: the annotation of a GenBank genome assembly
GUUCAAGAGGGUGAGUGUAUGUUGAUAUAUUGUGCAACUCUAAUUUAUGCUAUUUUAUAAACUGUCAGACAAUCGCUUUAUUUCUGCUUCAGUAUUUCAGCGGAAAAUCUUUAGACUUAGGAGAGGUAAGAUAUUUAGUAUACUGUUCACUGUUUGUGCUCAACAAAUACUUUAAACACCGCGAUUUCAAGGUAAGACGUUCUUGGCCUCGAUAAGCGAAUUAGCGCCAUGGACGGUGUAAUUGCAGAAUGGGAGAAGUUUGAAAAUUCUAAGAAAUAUGAAGAAGCAUACUCUGUAGUAUCCAAUGCAAUAAUUGAUAACAAGGAUCCCGAACUGUACUGGAGGAAGGCUCGUAGCUGCAGAAAUUUAGCUAACUCACUGGGUAAAAACGAUAAACAAGUGUAUAAAAAGUACAUCGAAGAAGGUCUUUCAGCUUGUGACGAAGGGCUCCGAAUAGAUUCAGAAAAUUCUAAGUGCAACUCCUGGUACGCAAUAUUUCUAAACUUAUCAUCAGAAAUUGAGGGAAUAAAUAAGCGGAUAGAAAAUUCUUUUAAGAUGAAGGACCAUUGGAUGAAAGCCAUAAAAGCAAAUCCUGACGACGUUGUUACAUUGCACGCUCUUGGGAGAUGGUGUUUCGAGGUUACAGAUCUCCCAUGGAUAAAGCGAAAGCUUGCAGCUACCUUUUUCGGUGAACCACCUACGUCUACCUACGAAGAAAAAAACAAACGAAUGAUAAUAUGUAAUGCAUUGUAACAUAAAUAGAUCCUAUUUAUCUUCCUAAAUGUUUAUACCUCUGAAAGUUGAACACCACCACCACCACCGCUAACAACGACAACAACAUACUUAUAUCUUUAAUACGUUUUAUUUAACAGCACAAACAAAUUAUUGCAAAUACAAUUAUAGUAGAAUUUCUAAACCUUAUACACUUGAAACAUUUUAUUACUGUUUAUUUCAAUCUUUCAUUAUAUUAUUGUUAUUGAUUUCGAAUUUGCACUUUAAUUUCUAUUGUUUUGGUUGGAUUGGUUUAUUAUUGGGUUAUUCUCAUAUACUCGUAGUGACCUACUUUUACCAAGAGAACGCGAUUGAUUUAAUGGAAACAAUCAUUAUUAUAAUCAAUUGUACCAGUGAUUGUUUUAUUGUGCUAAAGACAUCCAUAUUCCUACUCUAUUAUUGCUCCAUUAUCUUUUGAUUGUGACCUUGCACGGGUUUGGUUACGCUCGGUAACCAAGCUUGUACUUCUUUUGGCACGAUCUCGGUAUCCUUUCG